GCAGCCUGAGGCAGGUGUCAACGUCGGAGUGUGCCGGAACCCCCGGAGGGAGUCGGAUUCUGCGCUAGUCAUGCGAAUAGCAGAUUUAACCCUGUUAGGUUCUAGCGUGAUCAGAUAAGAUCAGAUCCAACCUUGAACGUUGUUCCAGUUCCCCUCAGUCACCGUUCAUCAUCAGACCAUCCGGAGUUGCGAUGCGAGGGGAGCAUUCCUUGGCGUAGCAUCUUCCUCUUUAAUGCCUCCCUUACCUAACAAGCUCCUACUUCUGUCCUAAAUCUUCACUCCCCAGACCCUACUUCUUCCUACAUCCAAGGCGAACGGCUCACCAUGAAGGGUCUUAGCCAAGGUCUUGCCCUCGUCUCCACACUAGCUCUGCUCUUCCUCCAAGGUACGGCGGUUCCCCUCUCAACUGCAGCGGAUGCCUCUCCCGGCCAAACAGUCUUAGGCGACCUUAACAGCCUGCCCUCCACUCCCGAAAACAAUGUCGACCGCAACAAUAUCAUCACAGCUACCGAGAACGACCCCGAGGCGGAAACCGCACCAUCAUGGUUCACCUCCACACUGAUGGCCCGCCGACUCCUCGCCCUCUCAACCACGGGCGUCGCCUCCACCAUCUUCUCGGACUCCUUCGCAGAGAACUCCCACACCCCAGCCGCCGUAGCCGGCCAGUCCAUCAGCCUGAAGGAAUACAUCUCAGACUGCGAUGAAGCCCUCCCCCCCACAAGCGGCAACGGCGGAGACGGCAACCCAACCUUCCUCGCCCUCCAUGUCGCAACCACUUUCCGCAACACCGCCGCAGGCUCCAACAUCAGCGUCUCUAUCGACUGGUGGGACCAUCUGAACGAGACCGAGCCCCUUUUCCCCGGCUUCCCGCUCAGUCCCGCUGGUCUCCCCCGCGUGACGCUAUUCGGGUACAUCGAGCCCUUCUCGACUCCCAUGCCGGAGGAUACGGAGGCUGCUCUUCGGACUUGCUAUCUGAAGGCCCACCCGGAUGCCCAGGUGUGGUUGCCCGGUAGACGUAACUCUCCCCAUGCGAGCUUCUGGGCUCGGAUGGUUGUCACCCAGGUUUAUUGGAUCGGGGGCUUCGGUGGGUUUCAGCAGAUUGGGUGGAUGAAUGUGACUGAAUGGAAGGGUAUUCGGAGGGGGGAGAGUCUGCCUGGUAUUGGAGAUGGGCGGGGCUGGCAGGAUGUGAGACUCCCUGGGGAGGAGAGUUAUUAAUGAUGGUUGUUGUGUCGCUGUGGGGUAACUUGCGAGCUGCUGGUGGCUUGUGUUAUUUUACUGUCAGUGUGUGCAUUUUAAGUAAUGGGAUGGGAUGUGCGGAUUGAUAUGGAGAAUGGAUGGUUGGAUGGGAUGAGGUUACGUUGCAUGAAUGGAUAUGAGCCAUAUGCUUAUACUUUUCUAUCCUGUAUCAUGGUCCUAACAUAGUUUUAAGAUUGUUAUCGCAGGACGCCUUAUAUGCUUGGUUUUAUGACAUGUCUAUUUAUCUCCUCUGCAGGAGAGAUGAUAGUAGAAACUCAAACCACGUCAGCGGUCUAAACUAACCUG
Molecule: messenger RNA, 1542 nt
Organism: Aspergillus alliaceus
Lineage: Eukaryota; Fungi; Ascomycota; Eurotiomycetes; Eurotiales; Aspergillaceae
Exons: 1
Coding region: 325-1215 (296 amino acids)
Source: RefSeq, a predicted model, not a curated record